Molecule: messenger RNA, 784 nt
Organism: Lycium ferocissimum
Lineage: Eukaryota; Viridiplantae; Streptophyta; Magnoliopsida; Solanales; Solanaceae
Exons: 1
Coding region: 120-629 (169 amino acids)
Source: RefSeq, a predicted model, not a curated record
ACAUGUAUGAUGGAGCCAAAACGCGAGUGAGGACGGUUGGAGGUGACUCGGAACACUUUCCGGUCACGACGGGCCUGCACUAGGGGUCCGCGCUUAGCCCGUUUCUGUUUGCUGUGGCAAUGGACGCUCUGACAAGCCACAUUCAAGGAGAGGUACCGUGGUGCAUGUUGUUUGCAGAUGACAUUGUGCUUAUUGACGAGUCGCGGAGCGGUGUUAAUGCGAGACUGGAGGUUUGGCGACAGACUUUGGAGUCGAAGGGUUUCAAGUUGAGCAGGACUAAGACAGAGUACUUAGAGUGCAAGUUCAGUAAUGGGAGUCAACUAGAGGACGAGGACGUGCAGCAGGAUACUCAGGUCAUCCCGAAGAAAGAAAGUUUCAAGUACCUGGGGUCGAUCAUCCAAGGGACUGGCGAGAUUGAUGACGAUGUCACACAUCGUAUUGGAGCGAGAUGGAUGAAAUGGAAGCUUGCAUCGGGGGUGUUGUGUGAUAAGAAGGUGCCGCCUAUUCUGAAGGGAAAGUUCUACAAAGCGGUGGUUAGACCGGCUAUGUUGUAUGGGACGGAAUGCUGGCCAGUUAAGAAAGCGCAUGUCCAAAAGAUGAAGGUAGCUGAGAUGCGGAUGCUGAGAUAGAUGUGCGGGCAUACCAGGAGAGAUAGGAUUCGGAAUGAAGUGAUUCGGGAUAAGGUGGGUGUGGCCCCUGUGGUGGAUAAGAUGCGGGAAGGGAGGUUAAGGUGGUUCGGCCACGUGCAGCGGAGAUGCGCUGAUGCGCUAGUGAGGAGGUGUGA